GAAUACCAUAAUGCGACGCCGUAGUAAGAGCGUCGUCUACAGAGAGAUUCUCGUCCUUAAUUUGGAAGAAGAAAGAAGAAAAGACCGAGAAAAUAGAUAGAGAGAUACAGAGAGAUAGAUCCUCGUUGACGCAUCUAAGGUCCAAAUAGGUCAAGUGAUUACCCGUUGAAUCAUCUCCUUCUCCCGUUGAAUCGGUCAAAAUUCAACUAAAAACCGAAACCCUAGUCGCGCGCGAAGAGAGAGAGAGAGAGAGAGAGAGAGAGGAAGGGGAAUAGUCGGCGUGAUGAACAGAUUGAGGAAUCUGGACGCUUACCCUAAAAUCAAUGAAGAUUUUUACAGGCGUACGCUCUCUGGUGGUGUCAUCACCCUCGUUUCUUCAAUCGUCAUGCUAAUUCUCUUCUUCUCCGAGCUUCAGCUUUACAUGCAUCCGGUUACAGAGACUCAGCUCCGUGUUGAUACAUCAAGAGGAGAGAAGCUACGCAUCAAUUUUGAUGUUACAUUCCCUGCGCUUCAAUGCUCGAUUAUUAGUAUUGAUACGAUGGAUAUCAGCGGAGAGCGGCACCUUGAUGUGCGACAUGAUAUUAUCAAAAGAAGAUUAGACUCUCAUGGCAAUGUCAUCGAGGCAAAACAAGAUGGAAUUGGUCAUACUAAGAUUGAGAAACCUUUACAGAAACAUGGUGGAAGGUUGGAGCACAAUGAAACAUAUUGUGGUUCCUGUUUUGGAGCCGAAGUGACAGAUGAUACUUGUUGUAAUUCAUGUGAGGAAGUUCGUGAAGCUUACCGAAAGAAAGGUUGGGCCCUCUCAGACCCUGAAUCAAUCGAUCAGUGUAAAAGAGAAGGCUUUGUGCAAAAGGUGAAAGACGAGGAAGGUGAAGGUUGUAAUGUUCACGGUUUCUUGGAAGUUAAUAAAGUUGCUGGGAAUUUCCAUUUCGUUCCAGGACAAAGCUUCCAUCAAUCCGGUUUUCAGUUUCAUGAUUUGAUAUUGUUCCAUCAAGGCAACUACAAUAUUAGCCACAAGGUCAACAGGUUGGCCUUUGGGGACUUUUUCCCCGGUGUAGUGAACCCUUUAGAUGGUGUGCAGUGGAAUCAGGAGAAACAGAAUGGCGUGUAUCAAUAUUUCAUCAAGGUGGUACCAAGUAUUUACACUGAUGUUCACGGGAAUACUAUUCAGUCAAACCAGUUCUCUGUGACGGAACAUUUCCAGAACGCGGAAGCAGGUCGCAUGCAAUCCCCGCCUGGUGUUUUCUUCUACUAUGAUCUUUCGCCGAUUAAGGUGAUAUUUGAAGAGCAGCAUGUGGAGUUCUUUCACUUCCUAACAAAUGUUUGUGCUAUAGUAGGAGGUAUCUUCACGGUAUCAGGAAUAGUAGAUUCGUUCAUAUACCAUGGACAAAGAGCAAUUAAGAAGAAAAUGGAGAUUGGUAAAUUCAACUGAGUUGUUUUAUAUUCUUGAGCAGAGUGACUGGAGAAUCUCGUUGGAUUUUACAGUUAGAUAUUAGGUUCGAAUCUGGCGACAAUGCGAUUAUGAUUGAUUUUAAGGAAUUUUGCUGUACUGUAUAAUGUCGAAGGAUCUAAGAAACUUUUACUUUUUUGCCUUUCCAUUAUAUGUGAUCUCUUCCUCUUGGCAAGAUUUAAAAUGUCAAGAUUAUGUGACCUCCGCUUCAAAACGAAAUGUUUGUUUUUCCCACUUAAUUCAAGUUUAUUUUGAUAAAAUCACAAAAUAAUAGAAAACAAAUUGACGAUUA
Thlaspi arvense is the source of this 1742-nucleotide messenger RNA. Lineage: Eukaryota; Viridiplantae; Streptophyta; Magnoliopsida; Brassicales; Brassicaceae. The record is from the annotation of a GenBank genome assembly.